AUGACGACUUCCUCAUCGCCCGCGGGGCUCGUACCGCUACGGCAACUACGAUGGUCAGCGCUGCCCCCUGUUGAUCUUCUACAGGAGUGCCGCUGGCUCGUCAACUUGGACAGCAGGACGAGUGCCAAUCCUGCCCGAAAGCCUCGGGUUAUUGAAGAACAAGCUCAUCAUAAGCACGAGCCGCCGAGCGAGAUGCACACGAACGAGCUGCAAAACCUCUGCAAACACAAGUCGCCGUACCGUCGGCCGCUGCGCCGGCCGAAGCCACCCGCGCCAUCGCCCGGAUCACCAGCACAGCGAGCGGCGAAAAGUAUCUUGAAGCUGAAGGAGGGGCUGCUUCGACUGGACGGUACGACGUGGGCUGGGCCAGACUGUCAAGACGACCAGGCAACUGGCGGCUUACCACCGCGCCAGCUUAUACAUACACAGCAAACCGCACGCAGACCAGGUGAUCAGCUGUCGACUGAGUCAAACCUGAAUGGAACGACUCGAUCCAGAAGUUCAAGUCCCAGCAGAGCGAGGAUACUGCAGCGAAGUCCGAGUAGGAAGAAGAAGAAACAGCGACCACCGACUCGUGAAGAGCGCGAGCUCGCUGAGAAGCAGGGGCGACUGGCAGAGUGGCUGAAAGCGAACCCCGAUGCAACCCCCACGAAUGUGGUUGAAGGCUCAGGAAGAUCGAUGAAAGAGUCCACCCCAAGCUACUCGACCGAAGUUCAAGCUCGAAUCGACUCGGCGAUGCAAUGCCGAGGUCCACUCGAGUCGGGAGUUAGGCUUUGGGACGACCCUGUGCGCUCGCUACUCGCAGCAGAGAUGACGAGUGAGUCGGUGUUCGGCGGACCAGUCCCCACACGCGCGUUAGCAUUCGAGCCGCCUCAGGUCGAAUCUCCUUCCUGCUCUCCCGAUGCUGGAACUACUGAGGACUCACCACAAGCGCCACCGCUGGAGGAAGCAUCUUUGACCCCGGUGGAACCUACUGCAGCAAUAGAUCUGGAGGACCAAACAAAGGUGGAGGAAGUUCAUGACGAUGUCGAGAUGUCCGACCACGCUCAUAAGGUUUUCGACACGGCUCACCGUCAGGUUGCCGACGGAGCUGUUGUAGACGCUCUUGCUACCCUCGAAGAUGGAAUUCGCCAAUCGCUCUCAAUUUCGCAGGCGCAUCUGGAUGCGGUGAGCGGUUCCAAUGGUGCAGGGUUCAACUACUCGGUUCUUGCACACAAGAGCGCGGUCAAGCUACAGCUCCAUUAUCGCGCUCGUCACCGUCGACGAGUGAACAAGUUGGUGUUUCUACAGAGGCAAUGGCGCUGGUGGCAUGCUCGACACAAGGCAUUGAAAUCGCUUCAGUAUGCCAACAGGCAGGCGGCGGUCAUCCAGCAACGGUACCGACCAUGGCAAGCUCAUAUCACGCAGGUGCGCAGCGUUGUGCGCAUCCAGCGCUGCUUCCGCAUGUUUGAGAGUCAGAAGCACGUUAUUCGCUUCAGACAACUCUGCCGGCUUAUAUUAGCUCGGCGAGCCCGCCAUCGACAGGUGAAGGCACGAAUGCGGAUGCUCGGACGACUGGUACUCUUGCUGCGUAAGCGAAGGCGGAGAAUCGCGCUAAUACAAGGUCUAUGGCGUCGACGCUGUGCCCGUGCUGAGUUAGUCACAAGGUUGGCUCACGUCAUUGCUACAGAACUGAGUCGUCGUGCAAGAGAAGACGAGUUUGUUGCAACAAAGUUGGCCAAGGUGCGCGUACAUUUGAGAGAGUUUCUAUCUAGCACGAAACCCGGACGCAAUCUCGUGCAGUGGCAACAAGAAAAACCAUGGCUGCGCUUCCGGCGCCUGCGUCACGACACCAGCAAAUGGGACGAGCUAUCAAUGGCCGAGAAGAUUGACGCUGCAACUGGAAUACUCUCCGGCCGCAGGUUUCGAGGACUGGACCUGCGUGCACUCUGCCAAAUGAUUGUGGGGAGGGACCAACAGCUUCAUGCACUUCCAAAGAGGUUCAAGGUCUCGAAAGAUAGUCUAUGCGUACUAGCAGAGCUCACUGCUGCUCCAGGUGCACCGAAACUGAACCAGACGGUUGGAUGUUGCGCUUGCUGGUCGUGGUGGGCAAGUGCAAGUGAAAAAUUGAGGUGUACUCGUGCGAAGCUCUCUCGUAGUGCUGCAACUUCGUGGUGGGCAUGCAUCACUUACCCGAAGGAGUUCUGUGCUGCUCGGAUUCGGCCCAUGCGGGGGCUUCGACGGGAUAAGGCACGAAAGCAAAUGGAGGACAAUUGCGCGCGUGUGCUGGAAGCAUUCUGCCGGGUAUGGUUCCGCCGUAUCGACAGUAAGAGGAAUACACCUCCCUAUGCGUGUGAGUGGUGUGCUGAAGCAUUCGGCACGUCUCGCGAGUAUUUCGCGCAUGAGAAAUGUGCUGCAGCUCGGGCAUUAGCAGAAGCAGAAUGGACAGCAUUGAGCCAGGACCUGCAGUUCGUGCGUCGCAAGUGGUGGCGACUGGCGAAGCAGAGCCAUGGCAGCCCC
This is a messenger RNA of Phytophthora sojae, 2499 nucleotides long. RefSeq lists its product as hypothetical. The annotation marks the transcript as partial. The record is from RefSeq and is a predicted model, not a curated record. The transcript has a single exon. NCBI's taxonomy places the organism in Eukaryota, Oomycota, Peronosporomycetes, Peronosporales, Peronosporaceae.